Molecule: messenger RNA, 3064 nt
Organism: Cavia porcellus (domestic guinea pig)
Lineage: Eukaryota; Metazoa; Chordata; Mammalia; Rodentia; Caviidae
Gene: Ftsj3
Product: FtsJ RNA 2'-O-methyltransferase 3
Exons: 20
Coding region: 199-2715 (838 amino acids)
Biological process (GO): maturation of LSU-rRNA from tricistronic rRNA transcript (SSU-rRNA, 5.8S rRNA, LSU-rRNA); rRNA methylation; maturation of 5.8S rRNA from tricistronic rRNA transcript (SSU-rRNA, 5.8S rRNA, LSU-rRNA)
Cellular component (GO): nucleus; nucleolus; preribosome, large subunit precursor
Molecular function (GO): rRNA (guanine) methyltransferase activity; rRNA (uridine-2'-O-ribose)-methyltransferase activity
Source: RefSeq, a predicted model, not a curated record
UGGGGCCAGGGACGCCGGGAGCGCGAGCGGAAGCGGAAGUAGCCUACAUGUGCUCCUCUGUAACGAAAAAGCUUCUGGGUAGAAGUUUUGGAGUGUGAUUGCUGUGUGAAGUUGGUAAUGGAAGCAGAAUCUAGUACUUAGAAGACCACCUCAAUUUCUACUUUCUCUUUAGAUUGAGUGACAUUCUCCCAUUCUACCAUGGGCAAGAAGGGCAAAGUUGGCAAAAGCCGGCGGGACAAGUUUUAUCAUUUGGCAAAGGAGACUGGUUAUCGUUCCCGCUCUGCUUUCAAGCUGAUCCAGCUCAAUCGCCGCUUUCAGUUCUUACAGAAAGCUCGAGCCUUACUGGAUUUGUGUGCCGCGCCAGGAGGAUGGCUGCAAGUGGCCGCCAAGUUUAUGCCUGUGUCCAGUCUUAUUGUAGGAGUGGACCUAGUUCCAAUCAAGCCUCUACCCAAUGUAGUGACUCUUCAGGAGGACAUCACUACAGAACGCUGUAGGCAGGCACUAAGAAAGGAGCUAAAGACCUGGAAAGUGGAUGUUGUGCUCAACGAUGGGGCCCCCAAUGUUGGGGCUAGUUGGGUCCAUGAUGCUUACUCACAAGCCCACUUGACGUUGAUGGCUCUGCGUCUGGCUUGUGAUUUUUUGGCCCGUGGUGGCUGCUUCAUCACAAAGGUUUUCCGUUCCCGUGAUUAUCAGCCUCUGUUGUGGAUCUUUCAGCAGCUGUUCCGCCGUGUCCAGGCCACCAAGCCCCAAGCCUCUCGCCAUGAAUCUGCAGAAAUCUUUGUAGUCUGCCAGGGAUUCUUGGCUCCUGACAAGGUGGACAGUAAAUUCUUUGAUCCUAAGUUUGCCUUUAAGGAGGUUGAAGUUCAGGCAAAGACUGUUACUGAGUUGGUAACUAAGAAGAAGCCAAAGGCUGAAGGCUAUGCUGAGGGUGACCUGACACUUUAUCACCGUACCUCGGUCACUGACUUUCUACGGGCUGCCAACCCUGUUGACUUCCUUUCCAAGGCUAGCGAGAUCUCAAUAGAUGAUAAAGAGUUGGCACAACAUCCAGCUACCACUGAGGACAUACAGGCAUGUUGUCAGGACAUCAAAGUUCUGGGUCGCAAGGAACUCAGGUCCCUACUGAACUGGAGAACAAAACUUCGGCGCUAUAUGGCUAAGAAGCUGAAGGAGCAAGCAAAAGCACUGGAUAUCAGCCUCAGCUCAGGAGAGGAAGAAGGUGAUGAAGAGGAAGAGUCUACCACUGAGACCACAAGGCAGCCUUCUAAAGAGGAGGAGGAAGAGGAGCAGCUAAACCAAACCCUGGCAGAGAUGAAGGCCCAGGAGGUGGCAGAAUUGAAGAGGAAGAAAAAGAAGCUACUACGAGAGCAGAGGAAGCAGCGGGAACGUGUAGAACUAAAGAUGGAUCUCCCUGGAGUUUCCAUUGCAGAUGAGGGAGAGACAGGCAUGUUCUCCCUGCGUACCAUCCAAGGUCACCAGUUGUUAGAGGAAGUAACACAAGGGGACAUGAAUGCUGCAGACAGACUUCUAUCUGAUCUGCCAAGGGAUGACAUCUAUGUGUCAGAUGCUGAGGAGGAUAAUGGUUCAUCGCUGGACAGUGACCUGGAUCCAGAAGAGUUGGCAGGAGUUGGGGGACAUCAGAGUCUGAAAGACCAAAAGUGUGUUCGAUUUGCUCAACUAGAAGAUAAAGAGGAGGAGGAGGAGGAGGAGGAGGAAGAGAAUCCACUGCUGAUACCACUAGAGGAAAAGACAGUGUUGCAAGAAGAACAAGCCAACCUGUGGUUCUCAAAGGAUGGCUUCAGUUGGAUUGACGAUGAUGCCGAUGAAGCCCUCGAGAUCAGUCAGGCCCAGUUGUUGUACAAGAGCCGUCAGAAGGAGCAGGAGCUGUCAAAAUCACUGUCACCUUCUAGUUUGAAGACUGAGAGAAAGUUUCCCCAGAACAUGAAUGAGACCCCAAAUGAAGAGGCUCCCUCAAGUACAGGAGCUACCGCUGGCCCUGAAAGGGUAGGAAGUGACAGCUCAGACAGUGAGAGCAGUAGCAGUGAGGAUGAAGAGAGUAGGGGACCAUCUCGUGGUAAGAAACGAUGCCGAGGGCCUAAGUCAGAUGAUAAUGGGUUUGAGAUAGUACCUAUUGAGAACCCAGUGAAACAUCGGAUUCUGGACCCUGAAGGCCUUGCUUUAGGUGCUGUUAUUGCAUCCUCCAAAAAGGCCAAAAGAGACCUCAUAGAUAAUUCUUUCAACCGAUAUGCAUUUAAUGAAGAUGAAGGUGAGCUUCCAGACUGGUUUGUGCAAGAAGAGAAGCAGCAUCGAAUACGACAGUUGCCUCUUGACAAGAAGGAAGUGGAGCACUACCGCAAACGCUGGAAGGAAAUUAAUGCACGUCCCAUCAAGAAAGUGGCUGAGGCCAAGGCCAGAAAGAAACGGAGGAUGCUGAAGAAGCUGGAACAAACCAAGAAGAAGGCAGAAGCUGUGGUGAACACAGUGGACAUCUCAGAACGAGAGAAGGUGGCACAGUUGCGAAGUCUCUACAAGAAGGCUGGGCUUGGCAAGGAGAAACGCCAAGUCACCUAUGUUGUAGCCAAAAAAGGUGUGGGCCGCAAAGUGCGGCGGCCAGCUGGAGUCAGAGGUCAUUUCAAGGUGGUAGAUUCCAGAAUGAAGAAGGAUCAGAGAGCACAGCAACGUAAGGAGCAGAAGAAAAAACACAAAAGGAAAUAAGAAGAUUGUAAAACUUAGCAGGCAAAAUGUGGUACAGCUAACCCUGACCUUGAUAACCAGUCUUGCCCUUGCCUAUAUCACAACUGUCUAAUAAAAUGCCAGGGAAGUGGUCCUAAAUGGUAAGAACAUCUUUUUGUCUGCAGGAUGGUCUCCCUUGAAAGCAGCAAGGGUGCCAUGACAGUUCAUUACCAUUCUAGGAAAAACAUUUGAGUGCUGGCUGAAACAGAUUUCUUUAAAAUCUUAAGGGAUCAAGUUCAAUGUGAUAUUUUGUAAGGACAUGGACCUCUUGCAUCUCCCCUUACCCUACAUCAUUAUUAGUUGAAUAAAACAUUAUCUCUACUACUACAAA